AACGCUUGUUAAAAACUUUGAGAUUAAAUUGGAAGAAAAAUCGCCAGUACCAAUUCAAGAGGAAGAAAAAGUUCAUCUUGAGCAACUCCCUGGAAUGAUUGAAAAAGAGAGUGUUCCUCAGGAUAUGGAAGAUGAUGACGAGGACAAUGCUGCAGGCAGUGUGACAUGGAAGACUUACUGGUCGUUCUUUACAGCUGGUUCUCCUGCAAUAAUGGUUGUCCUUCUAAUUUAAUUUGUCAAGUGUCUCUAGUGGCUCCUAACUGGUGGCUUUCAAGGAUAGCUACCAUGCCACAACAGCAGCAGAAGAAUCGUGUUGUGCUUGGAGUGUUCAGUAGUCUCAUCGCUGCCGCUAUAAUUUUCUCAGUAACAAGAGCAUUUGCAAACGUCGUGUCGAUCAUUCGAUCUUUACAAAGAAUCCACAAUAAAAUGUUCAAAGCGAUAUUUAGAUCUCCUGUCUUAUUCAUGGACAGAAACCCAGUUGGUAGAAUAAUGAGCCGAUUUUGCAAAGACACUGGAUGUGUCGACGAAAGUUUACCAGAAAAAUUUGCCUGGACRGUUAUGUUGUGCCUCUAUUUUGCUGGCGUUAUGAUCCUUUCUGUUUUGGUCAAUUUUUGGAUGGUUGUCGCUAUAGUGCCAGUAUUAGUUAUAUUUCUUUUUAUUUACUGGUUUAAUUUGAAAACUAGCCGGGAGUUAAAGCGUUUAGAGGCUGUUCGGUGCAGUCCUAUGUAUGCUCAUAUAGCUGAUACAAUCAAUGGGCUAGUGGUGAUUCGGUCUUCCGAGAAGCAGAAAGAUUUCAUGAAACAGUUUAUCAGGUAG
Messenger RNA from Actinia tenebrosa (Australian red waratah sea anemone), 816 nucleotides. Its product is annotated as multidrug resistance-associated protein 4-like. NCBI's taxonomy places the organism in Eukaryota, Metazoa, Cnidaria, Anthozoa, Actiniaria, Actiniidae. The record is from RefSeq and is a predicted model, not a curated record.